GCUGCGCUCGAGCCCUUUCCAGCGCGUGAGUGAGUUACUGUAUUGUACUGUGAAUCUCGGGAGGGGGGCUGUUAAAAUCUAUUCUUUCUGAGCUUCAUCCCCCAUACCUAAAACAUCUUACUUCAGACUGCUCUUUACCCGGUCACAGGACGCAGAUGCCUUUUUGAUUCACGUAUUUAUUUUGUUUUUCUUUUAGUUUAUGGUUUGGUUUUUAACACUCCGGGAGGGCAGAAAUGGCGGCCAACAUGUACCGGGUCGGAGAUUAUGUCUUCUUUGAGAAUUCCUCAAGCAACCCAUAUCUGAUCAGGAGAAUAGAGGAACUAAAUAAGACGGCAAGUGGCAAUGUGGAGGCAAAGGUGGUCUGUUUCUACAGGAGAAGAGACAUCUCACAGAGCCUUAUUCAGCUGGCUGAUAAACAUGCAAAGGACCUGGAAGAAGAGAAGGAAAGUCCCUCCGAGCCCGAUCUUUCGGAGAAACAGAAGCAUCAGCUCCGGCACAGAGAGCUUUUCCUUUCUCGCCAGUACGAGUCCCUCCCUGCCACACACAUUAGGGGGAAGUGCAGUGUGGCGCUUUUGAACGAGACUGAAGUUGUUCUCUCCUAUCUGGAUAAAGAGGACACAUUUUUUUAUUCACUGGUGUAUGAUCCUACACAAAAGACAUUAUUGGCUGACAAAGGGGAGAUUCGUGUUGGUCCACGCUUUCAGGCUGACGUCCCUGAAAUGUUACAGGAAGGAGAAACUGAUGACAGAGACCAAUCUAAACUGGAAGUCAAGAUGUGGGACCCAGAGUGUCCACUGACCAACAAGCAAAUCGACCAGUUUCUUGUGGUGGCACGGGCGGUCGGUACCUUUGCCCGAGCGUUGGACUGCAGCAGCUCUGUCAGACAGCCCAGCUUACACAUGAGCGCAGCGGCAGCCUCACGAGACAUCACGCUGUUUCACGCCAUGGACACCCUGCAUCGGCAUGGCUACGACCUGUCCAGUGCCCUGAGUGUGCUAGUUCCUCAAGGAGGACCAGUGCUGUGCCGGGACGAGAUGGAGGAGUGGAGCUCAUCAGAGGCUAACCUGUUCGAGGAGGCGCUGGAGAAAUACGGCAAGGACUUCAACGAUAUCCGGCAAGACUUUCUUCCUUGGAAGUCCCUGACCAGCAUCAUCGAGUAUUACUACAUGUGGAAAACCACAGACAGAUACGUUCAGCAGAAACGAUUGAAAGCGGCUGAAGCAGAAAGCAAACUGAAGCAAGUCUACAUCCCCACAUACAACAAACCCAACCCUAACCAGAUCUCUGUAAGCAACGGCAAGAUGGCAACUGUUAACGGCGCAGCGGGCACAGGCAGUUUCCACACAGCCGGAGGCGGGCGAGCAUGCGAGAGCUGUUUUGCUGUACAAUCUCCCCAGUGGUACUCUUGGGGUCCUCCUAACAUGCAGUGUCGCCUCUGCGUGUCCUGUUGGAUGUACUGGAAAAAGUACGGUGGCCUUAAGAUGCCAAGCAGAGCCGAAGGAGCAGAAGAAAAGACGCCUCCAAGCCCCGAACCCAACGAGUCACGCUCUCGUGGUCACGGUCCCCGGCAGUCGUCCCACAUGGUUCCGAUAAGGAACAGCGGUAGCCCCAAGUCCUCCAUGAAGACCAAGCAGGCGUUCCUGCUGCAGGCCACGCGCCUCACCAAACUGGCGCGUCACAUGUGCCGUGACCUCAUCAGGCUGCGCCGGGCCGCGCGCCGCCCAUUUGUGCCCAUUAACUGUGGCGCCAUAAAGGCGGAGUAUAUGAUCCGGGUGUCAGAAGGCAUGACGGGGCGACCUAUGAAGCCCAAAUCCUCCCCGAGGAGCACCCUGACCAGUAUCCUGCAGUAUCUGGAGUCUCGUCCAGCUCCUCACGUUCAGCGGUCACACCGCACCCCUGGCCUGCAGGUGCAGCCUCCGCGGCGACUGCUUUCCUCUCUUCCCAGUCACGGCCCACUCGGCAUCUUGGGAAAACGGAGCUAUCAUCACCACAGCAGGGUCGAGUCCGCAGAAAAGAGGGCUGGUGCACCAGGACAAGAAAACCCAGCUCAUAUCGUGGGACCCAUUUUGCAACAUAAUGGAAGCAGCACUGAGGGCUCAAACCUUCGUGCAAGUGGCCUGAUGUUGCGCAAAAGACGACCCAAUUGGAUCGAUGCCCCGGACGACAGCUUCUUCCUGGUUUCCAGAGAGACGAGGAAAGCCAGAAGGAUGCUCUCUCGUUCACAGUUAAGAAGAGCAUGCAGACAACCAUGUGAGCAGAUCAGCCUGCGCCGGGUCCCCCAGGGGCCGGCACAGGUACCAGUACUGGCACCUCCCCACCCCAGUUUACGGAUGCGAGGGCCGAUCGUCAUCCACGACUGACCCUCGCCUGCGUCGCUCCCUCAGCCUCUUCUGUCAAUUUCUCAUUUGCUGCCUAACUCUGCACCGCACAGGCCACAAGCCACUAAAAAGCUUCUCGUUUCUUGAACAUUUGCUUCCUCUACUGGACAAAAAGCUUUAAGGCACACAAUAAAUAAAGCAUUUAGCCACUAAAACAACCCUGUAUGUUCAACACACUUUUGGACCGUCCUGCUGGUACAAGCGCCAACACUUUUACCUGGCAGGGAGGUAUAGCAUCAGCUUUGAACAAUGUAGGUC
Paramisgurnus dabryanus is the source of this 2636-nucleotide messenger RNA. RefSeq names its product metastasis associated 1 family, member 3 (gene mta3). Gene Ontology annotation, molecular function: chromatin binding; transcription coactivator activity; sequence-specific DNA binding. Gene Ontology annotation, biological process: negative regulation of transcription by RNA polymerase II. NCBI's taxonomy places the organism in Eukaryota, Metazoa, Chordata, Actinopteri, Cypriniformes, Cobitidae. The record is from RefSeq and is a predicted model, not a curated record. Gene Ontology annotation, cellular component: NuRD complex; nucleoplasm.